This is a messenger RNA of Suillus bovinus, 837 nucleotides long. RefSeq lists its product as uncharacterized. The transcript has 5 exons. NCBI's taxonomy places the organism in Eukaryota, Fungi, Basidiomycota, Agaricomycetes, Boletales, Suillaceae. Bases 1 to 837 code for a protein of 278 amino acids. The record is from RefSeq and is a predicted model, not a curated record.
AUGACUGUCUCAAUAGACACAACUCAAGCUGUAGGUCUCGUAUGCGAAGCGCUUUUAUAUGGAGUCUACUGCGUACUAUUCAUCAUCUCUGUUGGGAUUCUCAUCAAACGCCAUCAAGUGUCUAACCGAGCGGUUUGGGUUGCAAACUGCCUCCUGUUUACAACGUCGACGACUCAUUUUGCGUUAAUGUUCAACCAUUUUUAUACCACGCUCGGAAAUGCUCCGUUUUCAGAUUUCGGAAACGAAACUCCUGCAUUGAUAGGAGCAAAUUUAAUGAUCUCUGUGGUUGAUGUCAUCGGAGACCUGCUUCUACUUUAUCGAUGCUGGCUUAUCUGCGGAAAGAAUUUAUAUGUGAUUGUUCUCCCUCUGCUCACUGCUCUUGGGGGCUUUGGGUGUAUCUUACCUGUACCAUCCCUUGUAUUGUCGAUCGACCCAACAUCACCAGUUCCUCCAGUUAAGAUCGUACCCUUGAUUAUUGCCGGAUAUGCUUUGCCUCUUUGCACAAAUAUCAUGGUCACUGGACUCAUCGCCGGUCGCCUUUGGUACAUAUCUCGCAUUCCCAUUGUCGACGAACAUGGAAAUAUAGCGAUCUUGAAAAUAGCGGCUGGCGGCCGGCCGAUGAUGUUCAUCAUCGAAAGUGAUGCUCUGUAUAUGGUCACGCAACUCAUCUUUGUCGUCCUCGUAGCCAUUCGAAAUCCUGCCGAGGGGGUAUUAAGUUUAGCUGGGACACAGGUAUAUGGCAUCGCGUCCACCUUGAUCAUAAUUCGUGUCGGGCUGGGCAUUUCGUCCGAGCAGACUAUGUUAACGAUAACUCAAAUGGAGUUUCAUUCCCAAUGA